CGAAAAUCCCUUUCCAGAGAGAAAAAGACUCUACAAGACUGUAAUUAUUUCCGACGGUACAAAGACUAUAGUACCUGUUUUGAAAUAUACUUUACUGAUUCGUAGUGUUCGCAUGAUCUUCAUACAGUGAGAAAAUAGAUUUUGCGGAGCAUUUAAGUUCUACGUUUUGUCGUUGCAGCACUACAAGCUGCAUAAUAAGUAUUCUAAUUCUGACGCUCACACCGACCACACGCGUGUUGCAUCAAAUCGAUUUUUCAGCAGUUGAAAAGAAAUUCAAGGAUGGUCCUCCAAACCAUGUCGCCGCGAGGGACAUUGCAAGGAUGCUGAUCUAUCCACCUCCUACUACUUGAAGCUGGAACUUCUACACGAGAGGAUUGGUUCUGACCACGACGGCGCACAUACACAUACCAGUUUAGAAACUUCAAUCCGCCCGCUCUAUUGAACACGGACACCAGCCGUCGGAACAAAUAGACGGAGGAAUAAACUGGACUUUUUCACCCGAGAACGACCAGUGUAGAAGCAAUAAACCUGCUAGAAGUAGUUGCUCGUCGUCCGGAACAACUACAUCAGAAAAUGAUCAAGGUCUUCGGCGUGGGCCGCGGGGCCAAAAAGAAGCAAGACCAGCAGUCCAAUAAUCAGGAGUCCGGGAAUGAGCAAUCGGCCACAAGCAACCCUGCAGCAGGAUCUGCUUCCCAGUCUUUUGGGGACAAACAACCCGGGGAAAUAAGGAUGCAGAAGGAGCUGGAUGAGCUGGAUGUGCCGCCGCAGUGUCAGCUGAACUUCUUGAACAAGAACAACAUCAUGCACUUUGCGCUCGAUGUAAAACCAGAGGAGGGCAUGUGGAAGCAAGCUUGUUUCCGGUUUUUGUUCACAAUACCUCCACUGUAUCUAUACCUUUGUUUUGAGAAAUGUUGAUGUGAAGAAGUGUUUAUUUAUUUCGAGUAGAGACCCAGCUUCACCUUCAGUUUGUUAGUUCGACUUCGCUGCUCUGCUGGCCAUUUGUACAUCAAGCAAUAGUAGGACAAGGGCCCUAUCUAGUCCAGUUUUCUACGCAUGACAAAUUGAAAUUUCUAACAUCUGCACUAUCCGAAACCUCAGGUACCCCCACGAAGCGCCAAAAGUGAAGUGUGACACGAAGAUCUUCCACCCAAAUAUAGAUCUGGAGGGCAACGUGUGCCUGAAUAUUUUGCGGGAGGAAUGGAAACCCGUUUUGUCAAUAUCGGCGGUGAUAUACGGUACUAUACUUUACUGUAAUUUGUGAUGCGAAUACUGCUUACUAGUUGCAGAGUAGGAAGCAUUUGUUUAUCCAGCAGGGAAUACGAUUACGAAUACCAUAACCAUUUUACCCAUUCAUGCAAAUUUCGAUUCGCAAUCGCACGACGUCAAGAUAAUAUCAACUCGUAAAAACAAGGUAUCCUGCACCUUUUCGCCGAGCCAAACGGGAACGACCCGCUGAACCAGGAGGCGAGCAGAAUAUUUCGGGAGAACCCGGUAGAAUUUGAAAGGUUGGUGCAGAGAAGUUUACGGGGCUACAUGGUGCAAAAUCAACAAUUUCCCAGACUCCUUUGACACGAAAAACAUGAUUUGAUGCGACUUUGUUUUCGACUCGUUUUUAUCCUCAUAGAAGAAUUCAACAUCUUUCGCGCGACAAAAUAUCAAUGAAGGAAAGCUUAUGGUGCAUGCAAGCGGUCAGACAAGUGGGAGUGUUUUAUAUAUCAAAC
This is a messenger RNA of Amoebophrya sp. A120, 1721 nucleotides long. NCBI's taxonomy places the organism in Eukaryota, Dinophyceae, Syndiniales, Amoebophryaceae. The record is from the annotation of a GenBank genome assembly.